Messenger RNA from Xiphias gladius (swordfish), 4642 nucleotides. RefSeq names its product ephrin A4. The record is from RefSeq and is a predicted model, not a curated record. NCBI's taxonomy places the organism in Eukaryota, Metazoa, Chordata, Actinopteri, Istiophoriformes, Xiphiidae. Gene Ontology annotation, molecular function: ephrin receptor binding. Gene Ontology annotation, cellular component: plasma membrane. Gene Ontology annotation, biological process: axon guidance; ephrin receptor signaling pathway. Bases 253 to 861 code for a protein of 202 amino acids. The transcript is spliced from 6 exons.
CCACCCUUCUCGCGCUCUGCAAUCUGUUGCUGCCAAACCAGCUGGCAGUUUCAAUGGAUAUUGUGAUCUAUGACUGUACUUUAAAUCCUGAGAAUAAACUGAGUUUACCUGUUUACAUCAAAGCAAAGCUGCAGCAGCAGCUGACUUAGAGGAUUGAGUCGGUUCAUGAGUUGGUGAAGCUGCUGAGGAAAGUUGUUCACCGAGCUCCUCACCUGAUUUGCCCACCACUCCCAGCGGUGCGGAGCGCUCAGGAUGGGCUCCCUGAUGCGGACGCCGGGAGCUCUGCCUACUUGGAAAGCCACGGUUUUCCUCUUCCACAUGAUCUCGGCGGCUGUGGCUAAAAGACACGUCGUGUACUGGAACUCUACAAACACAAGGUUAACGGCAGGAGAUCUGUCCAUCCAGGUGAAUCUGAACGACUACCUAGACAUCUACUGCCCCCACUUCCCCAAUAAGGAAACCCUGGGCCCUGGGCAGCCGGAGACGCUGGCUCUCUACCUGGUGGGAGAGGCAUCGUUCCAGGGCUGUGUGGAGACCAGGGGGGCUAUCAAGAGAUGGGAGUGUAACACCCCCUACGCUCCAUUUGGACCAGUGCGCUUCUCUGAGAAGAUCCAAAGAUUCACACCCUUCUCACUGGGGUUUGAGUUUCUGCCAUGUCACCACUACUACUACAGCUCUCUACCCACAGAUGAAGGCCCUCUUCUGCCAUGUAUGAAGUUGCGUGUCACCGUGUGCUGUGAGCCCACGUCAGAGGGUUCAAAACAAAUACAAGAAACUGCACCUCAAAGUGGUGUUUGCUCACCGAGGACAGCUUCACUCCAGCUCUUCCUCAUCCUCGCCUUCCUCCUGCUGAACACCUGAUUUCCUUGUCCGUCCUCACCGCUGACCUCGCUCCUGUUCUCCGUGGGACCGGGAGUUAUUACUGGGAUGUUCAAGUACACAGUGCGAUCUCAGACAGUGAAUGACACAAUGCAAUCUAUGCUAAGAUAUUGCAAAUGACACAGAUUACCUUGUGGCUGUUUUACCUGUGAAAUUCCAGAAAGAAUCGGGUGUCUUCUCCUAAACAGGGCCACAGUGACUCAGGGACUGACGCACCAAAUCACAGUGAUUCAUUUCUUGUUAUUUUCAUCUCCCACCUGUUGUGUAAGUAGUAGCACAGAAUAUUACACGUAGAACUAGGCCUAGUCAUAAGAUUCAUGUCCCGCUCUUCUUCUGCUGGAAAAAAAAAAGAGUCUGCUUGGACUUGUUCCAACAAAGUUCUCUCACCUUCUCAUCUCUGUUUACCAUCCAGUUUUCAUUUACUACUUAUUUUGUUGUAUUUGCUUCUUUUUGAGAACACGCCUCCAGUUGAAAAUUGGCCAAAUAAACACAUACUACUGCACUGAGCGGCUCAGGUUGGAGGUCAGUCAGUUAACUGCUGACUUUUUUUUUCUUUUCUGACAUGCUGUAUAUGGGCAUACACAAAUAACUUACUCAUUUUAUGCCUCAUUUGCAUCUAGUAUGAUAAUUGUGUUGAACUUUUAUAAUUUUAUAAUUUUCGGGAAAAAGGGGUUGUAAGAGAAAGUGGGGAAUAUUCUGGAAUAGUCAGGCAAGGCUGCUGCGCCCCCUACUGGGAUUAAACUGGUUUAACUGGAAUUGGACUGGGUUGGCCAUAAACCCAGACACUGGACACUAGAUUCUGGUGGUGCAUGGUAAUAAUGGGACCUGGGACCACGUUUGUCCCUCUCUGAUUGGACCCCCUGUUGUUCUGCCUCCCCAUCCUUCUCUCUGCUCCAGAAUAAAGUGCAGAACAGGGGGGUUGCGGGUAAACGGAGACCAUCAGCAUGUCUCUUUUCAUUGAACACACUGCAGGCCACUGAGGAGUCCUAUUUGUUGAUGCUCCUGUUCACUUACUGGGUGUACAGAUAUGCACACAAUCUUUUUGUUCCUUUUGUUGGUCCUACGCAGGUUCCUUGAUUUUAGGUUUUACUGAAUAGAUAAUAUAUUCAUCACAAUGAGAUAUAUUAACUAUAUGAUUCAAUGUUUUAGUAAGAACUGAUCUCUAAUAUUUAAGUGCUAAAGUCUGAUAAAAAUUACUUUUUUCUCAUACACAAACAAUGAUUUAUAUUCUGGUUAUAUAUGGAUUUACUGGUUUAUUUUCAAUAUGCUCUGCUACAAUGUAGUUUCCCAAGGUAAAGGAUUUGAUUGUGGAAUUUAUUUCAUUUUUUGCCAAAUUUUCUUUAAAGAAUUCACUCUGACUGUCAUCGAUUAAGAAAAAAUAUCAUAAUGAAUUUAAAAUUCAUUUAUCUGAUUUUUUUUUUUUAAUUGAAGUUGGAGAUAAUAUAUGUGUGCAUUUUUCAUUGAAAUUAAAUUAAGUCUAUAUAUUUAUAGAGUUGCAUAAUUAUUUCCCCACAAUAUUUGAGCUGAAAAAAAUCUAUAGGUUAGUUCUAUCAAUAAAAAACUACAUUGUUAGCACUUAAUAUAUUUUUUUUCUUGAAAUCACACCAGUCAUUCCAUUGUUUUAUUAUGUUAAUUACCUAAAUGGGUGAUAAAACCAAUGUUUGAAAAUUUGUUAAAUAAUUUUUGUGAUGUUGAAUUUUACAAUCAUUUACUACUAGGAAUUUGUUUUUGAUUUCUUUGUGUGUGUAAUGUCUUCUGCUUUCACAUUUUAGUGAAGAAUGUAGCUUCUUCUGUGAAGAGCCAACUGCAAUCUGAGCCUUUUUUAUGUGGCAAAACAACAAAAUAAAUAUGAUUGCAUUAAAACAUUUUGAGUUGAUUACCAUUUAACUUUUGAAGGUAUUGAUAUUUUAUGCAACCACAGGUCUUGGUGACAACAAACACAUACACACACAAACGCUUGCACACACACACACACACACACACACACACACACACACACACACACACACUUUAUUUGUGGAACACACAUCCAGUGUAAUACACAGGAGUAUGGAGAUAAAGAGACUUCGGGGACUUGAAAUGACCUUGUGGUGUAAGAGGCCAUUGUAAUGUGAGUAACCUAGUGGAAUAUUGAGCUGAGUAUUUAUCUAUGGGCAGCCAAAGCCUGAUAAGACUCAGAUACCCAAUAGACUCCUGGUAUUAAUAGUCCCUAAAGCAUCACUGCCAAUACAAAGACAUUAAAGUAGUCACUGUAUUUAUUUUCACUAAACACAAGACUGAGGUUGAAUAUAGAGCGAGAGGAGAUGUUUUUGUUUGUUCUUUUAAAUAUAAAAGUGUACAUCCAAAUAAGCUGUAAAUGCAUUUCCAUUUAUAUAGAAUGUAAUGUAGAGCCUCUUGUGAACCCAGAAAGGCAAUUUCCUGGAUAAUAGGGCUAAUGCUCCUAUUUCAUGGUUUAUGAUCUCUUCUGAUGACAUGUUUGUCACUGUUGAGGUAUGUUGUUUGUGAACUGGCUUUGAGAUUUGACCUUCACGUAUACAUUUCCAUAGCCCAUGUUUUCAUUCUUUUUCCAUUGUAAACGAUGAAGUAAGCAAACGGAAAUAAGUGGAAAGUGAAGAACACUUUCAGAUUGGUGUAAAGGGGAAAAGGACUUUAAAAGCAGCAGCAGCAGUCGUCUCCAAUCUUUUGUGUGUUAAAACUGUUUGGCUGUUUAUUCCAGCAAAAACAUGUACAGACCAAAGCUUUUAUGUAACAGUGUGACAGAGGUCUUUUUUUCCUUUUUUUAUGUUUUACCUUUGAUUCCUGACAGGAAAUGCUCAAACAAAUACCAAACAUGUAUCACAUUUUCCGAAUUUCUUCAUACUUGACAAUGUUGAUGUUAGUAACAAUUCUACUGUGUGCUGAUGUACUAAAACUGGAACUGAACUCACCCUUCAAAAUAAACUUCAAAAUUAUGGACAGAUGUUGCCAGAUUAUCUAAAUUCAGAAAAUGGAAAAAUCCCAUCCCGAGUUUCUUCCAAGGCUUUAUGGGACGACUGUGAUCAUAAACAAUUUCUGGCACAACAAAUUUAGUUUUUAACUAUCUGUCUGAGAAAAAAAAAAAAAUUCAUAUGACUGACAUACUGCAUAUCCAUACUGCAGAUCUCUUCUCCACAAAUUACACUGUAAUUACACUGUAUCAAGUUUCAUCACAGCAGGUUCUGUAGCCACAAGUUGGCCUGUAUUUAAUUGCACCUCGGCUGAAUAUUACGGCUCAGAUUGCCAGCGUUGAUUACAUCUUCAGAAAUACAAAACACUGGCUAUUAAUAGAAACAAACAAUACUUAUUUUCCUUUCAGUCUUACCAUUAUUUUGUAUAACAAUUCACAUCCAUUUUUAUAUUUAUUUAGCAACUGCAUAGUUACAUAUUAAUUAAGGACAUAUUUCAUAAAGAGCACAGUAUUAGUUAGCAUAUUCAAUCGUUAAGAUUUGUAAUUUAAAAAAAUAUUAAGACGUAUUUCACUCGUCAAGAAAUCUGGUGCAGUUUUAAAUCAUUACAGGGUAAGAUGUUGGGCAGCUGGUAGAUGUCUCACACAAUAUCUCUCAAGCUUUUCCUUGAAUUUUGGAAGGAUAUUUUUCACAGUUAAGAGUCUGUCAGUAUGUAAUCAACACCUUGAUCCGUAGCACCAUUCCUGUUGUGAAUCCUGACUAGUGUGUCUUUAACAUAUUGCAGAACCAGGGUGAACUGAGGUGAGAUGAGGCAGUACCCCUCUUGCAGGAAGUGUGCU